GGUUGUAGAGUGUGGCAACGAGCGCCCGCUGAUCGGCCUCUCACUCUCUAGGCUUAGGCCGCCGCCUCCAGCUAGUCCCGCCUUCUCCUGGCACUUUGCUCCCAUCCCCCCACGAAUGGACGGUCCAGGAAAAGGCCCCGUUGUGAUUGGAGAGAGUGGGUUUACCUCUCACCUCCUCACGAGCUUGCCGGCUUCCGCCCCGCCUCCUCCCCUCCGCUCUCCGAAGGGCGGGUGGCCUCCUCCUCAGAGGGGCGGUUCCACGGUUGGUGUUUUCGAGCCUGCUUUGGCUUGGUAACUCCGCUUCAGCCUGUCGUCGACUGCGGUAGGGCCUCGAACUUUAAGGUGGAAGAUGUCCGGAAAUAACUUGGCAGAGGGCAGCAACCCAAGCGAGGCGCAGAUGUCCGGUGCGGAAGUCAUCGCCCAGUCCCUGAAAACACAGGACGUGAACUACAUGUUUGGCAUCGUAGGCAUUCCAGUGACUGAAAUUGCCCUUGCCACCCAGAAACUGGGCAUCAGAUACGUCGGGAUGAGGAAUGAGCAGGCUGCUUGCUAUGCUGCCUCUGCAGUUGGAUAUCUGACAGGCAGGCCAGGAGUUUGCCUUGUCGUUUCUGGUCCAGGUCUCAUCCAUGCCUUGGGUGGUAUGGCAAAUGCAAACAUGAACUGUUGGCCCUUGAUUGUGAUUGGUGGUUCCUCUGAAAGAAGUCAGGAAACAAUGGGAGCCUUCCAGGAGUUUCCUCAGGUUGAAGCUUGUAGAUUAUAUAGCAAGUUCUCUGCCCGGCCAGAUAGCAUAGAAGCUAUUCCCUCUGUUAUUGAAAAGGCAGUGAGAAGCAGUAUUUAUGGCCGUCCAGGUGCUUGCUAUGUUGACAUACCUGCAGACUUUGUGAACCUCCAGGUGAAUGUGAAUUCUAUAAAGUAUAUGGAGUGCUGCUUGCCUCCUCCUAUAUGUAUGGCAGAAACCUCUGCAGUAUAUGUGGCAGCAUCUCUUCUUAGGAAUGCCAAACAGCCCCUUCUUAUCAUCGGGAAAGGUGCUGCUUAUGCCCAUGCAGAGCACAGUAUCAGAAAACUGGUGGAGCAAUGCAAAUUACCAUUUUUGCCCACCCCCAUGGGAAAGGGUGUUAUCCCUGACAACCAUCCAAACUGUGUAGGUGCUGCCAGAUCCAGGGCUUUGCAACUUGCUGAUGUAAUUGUGUUAUUUGGUGCCAGAUUAAAUUGGAUUUUGCAUUUUGGACUGCCUCCAAGAUACCAGCCAGAUGUGAAGUUUAUCCAGGUUGAUAUCUGUGCAGAAGAGUUAGGGAAUAAUGUAAGGCCUGCUGUGGCCUUGCUUGGAGACAUAAAUGCUGUCACUCAACAGCUUUUGGAACAAUUUGAUAAAAUACCAUGGCAGUAUCCUCCUGAAAGCAAGUGGUGGAAAAUUCUGAGAGAAAAAAUGAAGAGCAAUGAAGCUGCAUCCAAGGAAUUAGCUUCCCAAAAAUCCCUGCCAAUGAAUUAUUACACAGUAUUCUACCAUGUUCAAGAACAGCUACCCAGAGAUUGUUUUGUGGUGAGUGAAGGAGCAAAUACUAUGGAUAUUGGGCGCACUGUGCUUCAGAACUGCCUUCCUCGCCACAGGCUUGAUGCUGGUACCUUUGGAACAAUGGGAGUCGGUUUGGGAUUUGCCAUUGCAGCUGCUGUAGUUGCUAAAGAUAGAAACCCAGGGCAGCGGGUCAUUUGUGUGGAAGGAGACAGUGCAUUUGGGUUCUCUGGCAUGGAAGUGGAAACCAUCUGCAGGUACAACUUGCCAAUCGUACUUUUGGUGGUGAAUAAUAAUGGAAUUUACCAAGGACUUGAUAUAGAUACUUGGAAGGAUAUGUUAAAAUCUGGAGAUGCUACCACAGUGAUUUUCACUGGCUGACCCGCUCUAAAAUAUGAAUAAAGAUGCCAAUGAGUGACUUGAAGAAUUUUCUCUUUCCUGCGAGAUGGAAUUUUAUUUUCCAUAGCAAAAUUACAAUAAUGAUGUACAAAGAAAAAUAAAAAAUUCUAAACAACAUUUUAUAGUGCAGGAAUUGAUUAAAAACAUAAAAAGUUACCAGUAUUCUACCACAGAAAUAACCAUAUACACAGGAAAGAUGGGCUUUAUUCAAUGGCAUUGUAGUCACCUAACGGCUGAGUUACACAUCAGUAUUUUUUAAGUAAAUCCUCUCUUAAAGUCACAUAUCUUCUAAAAGCAUCUUCCAAAGGAAAGAACUUCAAGGACUAUGUAAUGUAGAGGCAUGUUCAUUAAGUUGGAGUACUUAGACUUACUUCAUAGUUUAUCCAUUGACUAUUUACUACCUGAGUCUACCUAGUAUUGAAUGGGGCUUGUUCUAUACUUUAUGAGUUGCCUUUUCAUUUUGUUUCAUUUUUCUGGAAAGAACUUAUCAAACCAAAGGAGAAGUCACACCAUAACCAAACUAAUAAUUUCAGGGUAUUUUUGGAUUAGCAGCCUUAGUUUGUAUGUACCACAUUGAGAUCAACAGAAUCAACAGCCUUACUAUAUAAGGAACUCUUAUAAAUAAGAAAAAAUGCACUAAUAGAAAAAUGGGCAAAGGGCAUGGAAACGGAAAAACACAAGUGAUCAAUAAAAGUAAGAGUAUGAAUACAUAUGAGUAAGUUAAACUGAAAAAAAUUUUUUUACCGUAGCCACUUGGCAAAGCAGGUUUUUUUGUUUGUUUUUUG
Molecule: messenger RNA, 2694 nt
Organism: Sus scrofa (pig)
Lineage: Eukaryota; Metazoa; Chordata; Mammalia; Artiodactyla; Suidae
Gene: HACL1
Product: 2-hydroxyacyl-CoA lyase 1
Biological process (GO): fatty acid alpha-oxidation
Cellular component (GO): peroxisome
Molecular function (GO): thiamine pyrophosphate binding; magnesium ion binding; catalytic activity
Source: RefSeq, a predicted model, not a curated record